AUGGGAUGUGUGCAGAAGGUGCAGGCGUCACAGCGCGCAGGGCCCGCCCCUGGUGAGAUGCAGGAGGAGCUAGGCCUGGAGCCAAAACACAGUGCCCAGAACCUCCAGGUGACACAAGCCCCAGACCCACAUAGACCAUCAGAACAUCGGCGGGUUAAAUGGCCCCAAGCUAACAAGGAGCACGAGUGGCGCCAGUUUGAUCGAGAUGCCGAUUCUAUCUUGGAAGUAACCGCCAAGGGGGAAGUCAACCGCCGUCUUGAGAUCAUGACCACCAUCAUCAUCAGCCUAGCAGCAGAGAGAUUUGGCCUGGAGGAGAAGAAAGCGACAAAACUCCCUUAUACCAAAAGUAAUCGGGCAAACAAAAUCCACCAACUCAGGCAGGAGCUAAAGACCCUGAGGCGGCAGUUUAAGGAGGCAAGAGAGGAGGAGAGAGGACCUCUGUCAGAGCUACGUGGCAUACUCCGCAACAAGCUUAUGACCUUGAGGAGGGCUGAGUGGCAUAGGAGAAGGAGGAAGGAGAGAGCCAGGAAGCGCACAGCCUUUCUAGAAAACCCAUUUGGAUUUACAAAACAGCUGCUGGGGCAGAAGCGCAGUGGCCAACUUUCCUGCUCCAAGGCAGAGAUCGAUCACCACCUCGACACAACCUUAAGAGACCCAUCCAGAGAGCAAGAACUGGGCAACUGCCAGUCCCUGAUUGACCCACCUGAACCAAUGCUGGACUUCGAUGAGAGGGAGCCUAGCUGGAAGGAGAUCCAGGAGGUGGUCAAAAAGGCAAGAUCAAGCUCAGCCCCAGGACCAAGUGGAGUACCUGACAAGGUAUAUAAGAACUGCCCGAAGUUACUGCACAGGCUCUGGAGGAUCAUGAAGGUGAUCUGGAGGAGGGGAAAGGUCGCCGAACAGUGGCGCUUUGCAGAAGGAAUAUGGAUUCCGAAGGAGGAAGAAUCUAAAAACAUCGAGCAGUUCAGAACCAUCUCCCUGCUUAGUGUUGAAGGGAAGCUAAUCUUCAGCAUUGUAGCAAGGCGACUGACAGACUACCUCUUGAAGAACUCCUACAUCGACACCUCAGUCCAGAAAGGAGGGAUCCCAAGAUACCAGGGUGCCUGGAGCAUAAUGGUGUAG
This is a messenger RNA of Xyrichtys novacula (pearly razorfish), 1119 nucleotides long. The record is from the annotation of a GenBank genome assembly. Lineage: Eukaryota; Metazoa; Chordata; Actinopteri; Labriformes; Labridae.